AUGGCCUCCGCCGACCAGCCUCUCGAACAGCCAUCGGCCCAUGGCAAGGACAGCAAAAAGGCCGAGUUGGCCAACAAGGACUAUCAGGAGCGCAUCGAGUUCCUGCUUACGGUGCCAUUGUUUCAGCGCCUUCCACAGGAUGAGCACCCGGUUGUCGCCUCCAUGUGUGAGGGCUGCAAGUUCAAGCGCAGUGACCUGAUCAUCAAGCAAGGGGCGCGUGGGGAGGAGUUCUACGUGAUCCGCAAAGGCCAAGCGGAGGUCUUCGUCAAGAAAACCAACGGCCAGAAAGAGAAGAUAGCCACGCUGAAGGCCGGGGACCACUUUGGCGAGGGCGCACUGCUUAGGGACGAGCCGCGUGCAGCCACCGUGGUCGCCAUGACCGACAUGCAUACCCUCAAGAUCAAGCGCUCGGACUUCCAGGCCCUGGGCCUGCACCAGAAGCUGAAGUUCGGCCGCCGCGCCGCCGUGAGCUCGGGCAAGAAGUACGCCAAAGCCAAGGACCCCGUGCCGAAAACGCCGGAGGACAUGAAGCUCAUCACGCAGGCCAUCAUGUGCAAUGAGAACUUGAGCGUCAUCGGGAACCUUGAAGAGAAAAUCCCGGCCCUGGCAGCAGUGAUGUGGAAGGAGUUUGUGAAAUCCGGACGGAACGUCAUCACGGAAGGAGACGUGCAGGCCGACUAUUUCUACAUCGUGCACGAAGGUGAGGUCGUGAUCAAGGCGCGGCUCUGCCCUGCCUUCGUGGACAAGCGCAUUCGGAUACCGGCAAAGAAAGCCAAGACGGAGUUCUUCCCGACAAUCUCGAAGAUUCGCUAUGAGGGUCCGCAGAGCGUCAACCCUUUGGCAUUCAAGUACUACCAGCCCGAUGAAGUGGUCCUCGGCAAGAAGAUGAGGGACUGGUGCCGCUUUGCGGUGAGCUGGUGGCACACCUUCAACGGCCAAAUGGGCACGGAUCCCUUUAGCAACGUCAAGACGCACCUGAGACCCUGGGACGUGGAUGGCUCGCUGGAGACAUUCCUGACCCGCGUCGACGUGGCCUUCGAGUUCUUCACGAAGUUGGGGGUGGACUACUACUGCUUCCACGACGUGGACGUGGCACCGCAGGGCGGCAGCCUUCAGGAGUUCCAGAAGAACUUGGACACGAUCUCGGACAAGCUUCUGGCGAAGCAGAAGGAGACGGGCAUCAAGCUGCUUUGGUCCACACAGAACCUCUUCUCGCACCCGCGCUACAAGGACGGAGCUGCCACGGCUCCUACCUUCGACUCCUUUGCCUAUGGCUGCGCGCAGACCCGCAAGAUGCUGGAGAUUGGGAAGAAGCUCAGUGGUGAGACGCACGUGUUUUGGGGCGGGCGCGAGGGCUUCGCCACUGCCUUGAACACGAAAGUGAAGACAGAGCUUGAUCAUAUGGCCACGUUCCUGCGCAUGGCAGUGGCCUACAAGAAGCAAAUCGGAUUCAAUGCGCAGUUUGCCAUUGAGCCGAAAGCACGGGAGCCCACGGCUCACCAGUACGACUACGAUGCCCAGACUGUCAUCGGCUUCCUCUACCAGCAUGGCCUGGAAAAAGAGUUUAAGGUGAACAUUGAACCUAACCACACCACGUUGGCUGGACACGACUACGAACACGAUCUGCGGAUGGCGUCGGCCUUGGGCAUGCUGGGCUCCAUCGACUGCAAUGCUGGGCAGCCAUAUCUUGGAUGGGACACGGACGAGUUCCCAUCAGAUCCGAGGAAGGCACUUCUGAGCAUGCUGAUCGUGGUGCAGCAGGGCGGCAUUGCGCCAGGGGGCAAUAACUUUGAUUGCAAGUUGCGACGAGAGAGCACCGACAUCGAAGACAUGUUCAUCGCCCACAUCGGAGGGAUGGACUGUCUGGCUCGCGGGCUGAUUGGCGCCUGCAAACUCGUCGAAGAGAAUCUCCUGCAGAAGGCGCUGGACACCAGGUAUUCGUCCUGGUCAACGAACCCUCUUGCAAAGAAGGUAGAGGAAGGGAAAGCGACUCUGGAGGAAAUCGAGGCAUAUGCCCUAAAGGCACCAGAGCCGGCCACAGGGAGUGGCAAGCAAGAGUACCUCGAGCAGUUGAUCAACCGCUACAUCUUGACGAUACGUGCCUCCACAGCAGCUCAGUGCUGUGAGAUUUCUGCGUUGAACAGCGCGGAGCCAGGCCAAAGCUUUGGGGAGCUUGCCUUGCUCUACUGCGCCCCGCGAGCCGCAUCCGUGAGGGCCGUGACAAACGCGGUGCUUUGGGUCAUCGACCGGGCGCACUUCAAGGAAGUCCUCCUCCAGGCCAGUGCCAGGAAGCUCGAGGAGUACCGAGGCUACCUCGAUGCAGUGCCGCUUCUGUCGGCGCUGCUGAAGGAGGAGCGCCUGGAGCUGGCCGAGGCGCUGGUGGAGAUGCACUUCUACGAAGGUGAGCAAAUCAUCACGCAAGGAGAGACCGGGGCCACGUUCUACAUCAUGUUCUCUGGCACCGUGGAUGUCUACAAGGACGACAUGAAAAUCACCACGCUCGAGGCCAGCAUGGCCCGCCGCACGACCCAAUACUUUGGAGAGUUUGCCUUAUUGGAAGAUGAGAAGCGGGCUGCGACCGUCAAGGUCACCUCAGCGUCGGUGCGAUGCUUGGUUCUGGACCGUGAAUCCUUCCAAGCCCUGCUGGGCCCGUUGAAGGAAAUCAUUGAGAGCCAGAAGUCGAGGAGGCAGACGGAUCGCUUCAGCCAACAUGAAGAAAUGCAAGCUCAAAGGGGUGCUGCGCUGAGCCCCGACAGGGUCAAGGUCUACAAGCAGGACCUGGCAUACGUGGGAUUGCUUGGAGUCGGCGGGUUCUCAAAAGUGGAGUUGUGGCAACACACAGAGACGGGAGCAACGUAUGCCUUAAAGACCAUCGACAAGGGUGUCAUUCUGAAGUACAGAAUGCAGGAGAGAGCCUUAGAGCCUUAA
This is a messenger RNA of Symbiodinium natans, 2928 nucleotides long. NCBI's taxonomy places the organism in Eukaryota, Dinophyceae, Suessiales, Symbiodiniaceae. The record is from the annotation of a GenBank genome assembly.